This is a messenger RNA of Dendroctonus ponderosae (mountain pine beetle), 1224 nucleotides long. Its product is annotated as myophilin. NCBI's taxonomy places the organism in Eukaryota, Metazoa, Arthropoda, Insecta, Coleoptera, Curculionidae. Gene Ontology annotation, molecular function: protein binding. The record is from RefSeq and is a predicted model, not a curated record. The transcript has 4 exons. Bases 149 to 715 code for a protein of 188 amino acids.
GAUCCGACAAUCGAAACGAGCACCAAACAAGGAACGUGAAUGAAUAAGUUGUUCUCAGUCGAGCAGUGUGAGUCGCAAAGCAAAGUGAUCGGAGUGUUUUGGAAUUUUUUGGAACCAAAAAAACCGGUUUUUUCGAAAAUAUUGAACCAUGGCCACUAACCGAGCAACCAAGAGCGGAUUCGCUGCCGAAGCCCAAAGAAAAGUUAAUGCCAAAUAUAGCGAAGAAUUAGCUUCGGAAAGUUUAGAAUGGAUCAAAGGCGUGACUGGGGAGAACUUGAACACUGCUGGAGACAUGGACAACUUCUACGAGGUUUUAAAGGACGGCACUAUUCUAUGCAAAUUAGCCAACGCAAUCCAGGCUGGAUCAGUAAAGAAAAUCAACACCAGUCAAAUGGCAUUUAAAUGUAUGGAAAAUAUCAAUGCGUUCCUUGAAGCGGCCAGAAACUUUGGAGUGCCAGCCCAAGAGACGUUCCAGACGGUGGACCUUUGGGAGAGACAGAACCUGAACUCUGUAGUCAUCUGUUUGCAGAGUUUAGGGCGAAAAGCUGUGAAGUAUGGAAAACCCGGCAUCGGCCCUAAAGAAGCCGAGAAGAACGAGCGAGUUUUCUCCGAGGAAAAACUGCGAGCUGGACAAACCAUCAUCGGGCUCCAAAUGGGCUCCAACAAGGGCGCCAAUCAAUCGGGAAUCAAUUUCGGCAACACCAGACAUAUGUAAAUAAUGCAACGAAAUACCUUUAUGUAAUUGUAAGUCAAUAUUCGAACGUGUUUUGUUCGGAAUCGAAAAAACUCUCUUGUAAUCGACUGUUAUCCGUAGAUGACUUAGUAACGUCGCUGCUGUUCUCUAAGGGUAUAUUUAUGAAAGUUAUGUAUAAGUUACAUAUAUAAAUACGUGUUUUCUUUGUCAUUUUACCUUUGGAAAUGAUUCUUUAUAUAUUUUAUAUAAUUUUGAAUGGUUUUUUCCUGAGGCCGCUACCUCAACUACGACAUUCCACACAAUGUCUGAUUGCACGAUCUGUUUUCUCAUUUUUAUAAGGGAUAUUUUAAUAUUAUUUAUUUUUGUUGGUGGCUUUGACAAAACGAUUGUGCCUACUCGAAAUAUGUUUAAAAAUUACUAUUGGAACUGUUGAAAACUUUAGCCUUAAUGGUAUAGUUACAUGUAUUCGCGUGUUUCUCCUGUAGGACCAAGCUCUUGACUAGAAGAAAUAAACUAUUAUUUUUUUCUAA